AACUGACAGCUAAUCGUUCCAUCGUCAUCGCAGUGUUUAGUGCUCCCAAGCUCUAAUUGAUAUAAAUAAUUUCGAUUUCUUUAAUUGCUGGAUUUUUUAAAGUUUAGUUUGUUUCGUGAUAACUGCAUAGCAUUAUUUAUUUAUCUAUAAACGUAUUGAAAUUACAAUGAAGAAAAAAAUCAAUAAUAAUCACAGCAGAAUUAGCUGGAUUGGAGCGCCUUACGACCCUCAGAUAGAACAAUCGUUCAGCAGCAAAGAAUUGUUUUACUACAAAAAAUGUAUUGCUGGGGCUCUUACUUUGAAGAUUGGAGACUGUGUACUGGUUAGGAAUAGCGAUAAGGCUGAUUCGGAUUCAAUCGAAGGUUGUGACGUAGCACGAAUUCUAUUUAUGUACGAGAUCAUUGACGACACACAUGAUGAAGUAUUCAAAGCCAAAGUUCAAUGGUACUCCUGGCCAAAAGAGCUGCCCAAAUAUAUAGCAGAGAAUGAAAACUAUAUUUUUGACUACGAUUAUGAAGUCUUCGAGGACUGCCGUUUUGGAGACGUAAUAAGUAUUGACAACAUCCUCGGUCUUUGUAAAGUCGAAAUUGUAGAAUGUGAUAUUAACGCCUCAGAAUUUGUCGCCAGGAAGACACACAAGCUACCAAUGUAUGUAGCACGCUACAAGCUUGAGAAAAAACCAGACUCAUCGAAAUGGCAAUUGGGACUGUUAAAAGGCGGCGCUACAAAACACGAAACGCCCCGGAAAAGGAAAUCGAUUGUCCAGCAAUCUUAUCGUUCGGGAAGUGUUUCAAAAGAAAUUCAGAACACUCCUAAAUUGAGAUUAACGAGAUCCAAGUCAAUUGAAUGUUCUAGUAGAGAGAAGAAUUCGGAGCUACAAAAUGUUUUAAACGAGGAUAAUUGGGUGGCUAAAGUUAUCAAGGAUGUGGAUUAUUCCUCCUAUAAGAAAAAUUUGACUCACGUUACAGAAGGAAUUUGUGGAGUGGAAUUAAGUGACCAAGAGAACACAUCACCUACUAAAAUGGCACGUUUGAAUAGCGCUAAAAGAAAAUCCGGCCACUUUCGUAGAAAUUUGAAUGCUAGUCUUCGUGGUGGUUCUCCCACAUCUGAAGAAGAUUUGAUGAACUAUUCUAUAAUUGAAGAUGAUUCUAAAAAUAAUAACUUGAAAAUAAAAUUGAGAAUAUCGGAACGCCAAAAACCCAAAUGUGGCAGUCCGGUUACAAGAUCAUCAAUGAAAAGGGAAAUGGAAGAAGAAAAUGUUCCAAUAGAUAUUGAAACUUCUCCAAGAAAAAUAAGGAAACCUGAAGAACCGCAACAAACACCCACACGACCGCGUCGCAAAAGUAUUCUCAAAACCCCGAGCACUAAAACUGUUGAGGCGGUCGGAACUCCUAUACGCAAUGUUCAGCUUUCAAAUAUUGUAGAAGAGUUCACCGAGGGUCGGCGUGUUUCGAGGAGAAUUACACGAACUCCGAAGAAGCUGGCUUGCGAUGUUGAAGAGCCUAGAACUCCUAGGUCUAGAACAGGUGCCAAAACAACCACUCAAUCUACGCCAAGCAGCGCAAGUAAGAUGAAACUCAUUCGAUCGGGAGCUAUAAAGCCGAAAAUUGACAGUAGAACAGCCGCCGUGGAAAUUGCCACUGAUAAUCCGUUGGCUAUGGCACGGGAACGGUUACACGUUUCGGCUGUUCCAACCAGCCUUCCAUGUCGUGAAAAGGAGUAUAACGAAAUUUACAACUUUGUAGAAGGGAAAAUAAUCGAUGGUUGUGGAGGCUGCAUGUAUGUCUCAGGUGUUCCGGGAACAGGAAAAACGGCCACAACGACUGCGGUCAUUAGAUCGUUACAAGCUACCGCUGAGGAUGAAGAAAUUCCGAAAUUCGAAUUUGUAGAAAUUAAUGGGAUGCGACUCACAGAACCACGGCAGGCCUACGUUCACAUUUAUCGUCAGUUAACAGGAAAAACUCUAGCUUGGGAACAGGCCUACAACUUACUGGAAAAACGUUUCACCACUAAAGCUCCUCGUCGGGUUACCACCGUUCUUUUAGUUGAUGAAUUGGAUAUUUUGUGCAACCGACGACAGGAUGUGGUUUACAAUCUGUUAAAUUGGCCUACUCUCAGCUCUGCCCAGCUUGUAGUUAUUACAAUUGCCAAUACGAUGGACCUGCCAGAACGUUUACUGAUGGGGAAAAUCUCUUCGCGACUAGGUUUGACACGUCUCACCUUCCAGCCAUAUAACUUUCGACAGUUGCAGGAGAUUGUCAUGGCGCGGUUAACCGGAACAUCGGCCUUCGAUGCGGAGGCUGUUCAGCUCGUGGCACGUAAAGUUGCUGCCGUGUCCGGAGAUGCCCGCCGUGCAUUAGACAUUUGUCGCCGGGCGACAGAAAUAGCUGACGAUAAGUCGAAACAGAUCGGCAAGUUCGUUAGCGUUUCGAUGGUCCAUGUUCAGCAGGCACUCGCCGAGAUGAUAGCCAGCGCAAAAGUGCAGACCAUUAAAAGCUGUUCCAAGUUGGAACAGUUGUUCUUGCAAGCAGUCACAUCAGAGGUAACUCGUACGGGUAUCGAAGAGUGCAGCUUUCUUGGAGUGUACACGCAGUACGAAUCGUUGGCGGCAUUUGCUGGCAUAAAGGUGCCCAAUCCAGGACGAGCCAUUGCAAUUUGUAGUCGGUUGGGUGCUUCGCGCCUUUUGAUUUGCGAAAACUCGCGUAACGAUAUAUAUCAGAAAAUUCUCCUGAACAUAAGUGCUGAUGAUGUGCACUACGCAUUGCAAGCAUGCAGCUUGAUUUAGUUUUUUUUUUCUAAGUGAUACAAAUUAUUUUUUUAUUAUUCUUAUUAAAUUGACUCAUUGUUUUUGUAAUA
Molecule: messenger RNA, 2856 nt
Organism: Armigeres subalbatus
Lineage: Eukaryota; Metazoa; Arthropoda; Insecta; Diptera; Culicidae
Gene: Orc1
Product: origin recognition complex subunit 1
Exons: 3
Coding region: 167-2785 (872 amino acids)
Biological process (GO): mitotic DNA replication checkpoint signaling; DNA replication initiation
Cellular component (GO): nuclear origin of replication recognition complex
Molecular function (GO): ATP hydrolysis activity; chromatin binding; DNA replication origin binding
Source: RefSeq, a predicted model, not a curated record